GUGAUAUGAUUUAGUUUAGUCAAGGAUGACACACACACACACACUCUCUCUCUUCUCGGAGUAUCACUCUUUCCAUUUUCUUUUUCUCUUUUCUCUUUAUUGAAAAAUAAACCAAUUGUAAUGAGUACUUUGCUUGCCCCUUCUUCUCUUCUGACGUCUCCUCCACAACCCCUUUCUUCCUCUUCUUCAGCUCCUGUAGGUGAUAGAAAAGAAAAUUCUGAGAUUUUUACAUUUUCUUCUCCUAUUCACAUACCUUCUCUCAUCCACUCCUCCUCAUCCGUACUAGAAAACUCUCUUGAUCCCAAUUCGAUGACACCAACAUCAACACAAGAUCUCUCCGAUAUGUCAGCACAUAACAAACUCGGAGAGAGUAAUUCUACUGACCAAGUGUGGCCCAACUCGAUCGUAAAGAAUUCGAGCGUACAUGAAUUAUCACUUUUUCCACUCGAGAAAACACAAUCAUGUCCUACAAGACAACGUACAUCCUCUACUCGUUCAGACUACAUGAAAUUCAACCCAGGUCAGUCUACUCGGCGUCAUACGAUCACACCUGAUUUAGGUGACUUGGAUUCAGAAGAACAAGCAGCAUUGGAGGCUGAAAUCACAGCGAGAAGACAAGCACGUCGUGCUUCAAGAAGACAAAUGAGUUUUUCAGAAGAAGAAGACGAGGAUAGAGUCAUUAUUGGUAUUCGAGUAGCAGAAGGUCAUCGCAAUUACCAACUGAUGUACGAUAUGUUGACUGGAAUUCGGAUUGCUGUUGGCCGAGUUUCCGCUAAAAUACGCAAAGAUUUGGUAGACGAUGAUUUUACUGCAGCGCACAAGUUGGUGUUUGAUGUCACAGGAAAUGAACUUACACCUGGUGUAAAAUAUGACUUCAAGUUCAAAGACUAUGCUCCUUGGGUGUUUCGUUAUUUAAGAGAGCAAUUCCGUAUUGAUGCUGCUGAUUAUAUGAUGUCGCUUACAAACAAGUACAUCUUAUCAGAACUAGGUUCACCUGGUAAAAGUGGUAGUUUUUUUUACUAUUCAAAAGACUAUCGAUUUAUUAUCAAGACCAUUCAUCAUACGGAACAUAAAUUCAUGAGAAAAGUAUUAAAGCAAUAUUAUGAGCAUGUGUGUACCAACCCACAUACAUUACUAUGUCGAUUCUAUGGAUUACACCGUAUCAAAUUACCACACGGCAGAAAGAUUCAUUUUGUGGUGAUGGGCAAUGUCUUCCCCAGUAACAAAGAUGUACAUGAAACAUACGAUUUGAAAGGAUCCACAUUUGGCCGAGUCACACAAGAGGAGGAGAUUGCCAAGAAUCCUCAUGCUGUACUCAAAGAUCUAAACUGGGUAGACAGAGGCAGAAAAUUAGAGUUUGGUGCUUACAAGAGAAAUUUGCUGAUUGGACAAUUACAAAAGGAUGUUCAAUUGCUGGCCAAAUUGAACAUCAUGGACUAUAGUUUAUUGAUCGGUAUUCAUGACUAUAUCAGAGGAAAUAAAGAAGGCAUUCGUGAUAAUCGACUGCAAGUUGUUUCACCACAUACAAAAGGAAUCGAAAGAUCUCUUUCUACAAGAGGAAGGAGAGAAAGCAAAGCAGACAUUGUUAGAAAAGCAAUCAAAUUCACAAGUCCUGUCCAAUUGGAUUCUUCUCAAUUACCUGAACAAACUUCAGACGAACGCAAAUAUUGUGUGUUUUAUUCUGAAGAUGGUGGAUUUCGAUCUACUGACGAAUUAGAUCAUCCUACAGACAAAGUAUACUUUCUAGGUCUGAUUGAUAUCUUGACACCCUAUAAUUUCUUGAAAAAGACAGAAAAUUUCUUUAAAAGUUUUACACAGAGCAAGGAUACCAUCUCAGCUAUUAACCCACAAGCGUAUGGCAAACGGUUUAUUCGAUUUAUGGAAGACACUGUUACCAUCAACUACAAGAAAAAUCAAUAAUGCCAAGCCUACGUGUCUAUAUACCCUAAUUUUAAUUGAAUCUUUUUUGGUUUAUGUAACAAAGAUAAAGCGCCACAACUUUGAACAUUCUUUUUUUUCUAUUGGUCGUUGUUAUUAGGUACAUUUUGUGUAUAAAUACUA
This is a messenger RNA of Gilbertella persicaria, 2061 nucleotides long. RefSeq lists its product as uncharacterized. The record is from RefSeq and is a predicted model, not a curated record. Gene Ontology annotation, biological process: phosphatidylinositol metabolic process. The transcript is spliced from 10 exons. The coding region runs from base 121 to 1920 and encodes 599 amino acids. Lineage: Eukaryota; Fungi; Mucoromycota; Mucoromycetes; Mucorales; Choanephoraceae. Gene Ontology annotation, molecular function: phosphatidylinositol kinase activity.